GCUGAAGGCGGACCGCGGGGCGGCGGGCGGCGCGCGCGCGCCCGAGAGGCGGCUGUUGGAGAAGCGAAGCUGGCGGCGGAGCGGGAGCGGGUGGAGGAUUUGUUUGAGUACGAAGGGUGCAAAGUGGGACGCGGCACCUACGGGCACGUCUACAAGGCGAGGCGGAAAGAUGGAUUCCAGGAGGGCUUCGUGUAUGGACCUCAAGCGUUGGAGGUAGCAGACUUUUCAGCAGAAGAAAAGAUGAAAAGGAAUAUGCAUUGAAGCAAAUUGAAGGCACGGGAAUAUCCAUGUCAGCUUGUAGAGAGAUUGCACUAUUGCGAGAAUUGAAGCACCCGAAUGUGAUCGCAUUGCAGAAGGUGUUCCUUUCUCACAGUGACAGGAAGGUCUGGCUGCUCUUUGAUUAUGCAGAACAUGAUUUGUGGCAUAUUAUUAAGUUUCAUCGUGCAUCAAAAGCAAAUAAGAAGCCCAUGCAGUUGCCAAGAUCUAUGGUUAAAUCAUUACUUUACCAGAUUCUUGAUGGUAUCCAUUACCUUCAUGCAAAUUGGGUGCUUCACAGAGAUCUGAAACCAGCAAAUAUCCUAGUAAUGGGAGAAGGUCCUGAAAGGGGGAGAGUCAAAAUAGCUGACAUGGGUUUUGCCAGAUUAUUCAAUUCUCCUCUAAAGCCACUAGCAGACCUGGAUCCAGUGGUGGUGACUUUUUGGUACCGGGCUCCAGAACUUCUGCUUGGUGCGAGGCAUUAUACAAAGGCCAUUGAUAUAUGGGCAAUAGGUUGCAUAUUUGCUGAAUUGUUGACUUCAGAACCUAUUUUUCACUGUCGUCAGGAAGAUAUAAAAACAAGCAAUCCCUUUCAUCAUGAUCAACUAGAUCGGAUAUUUAGUGUCAUGGGGUUUCCUGCAGAUAAAGAUUGGGAAGAUAUUAGAAAGAUGCCAGAGUACCCCACACUUCAGAAAGACUUUAGAAGAACAACGUAUGCCAACAGUAGCCUCAUAAAGUACAUGGAGAAACACAAGGUCAAGCCUGACAGCAAAGUGUUCCUCUUGCUUCAGAAACUCCUUACUAUGGAUCCAACCAAAAGAAUUACCUCGGAGCAGGCUUUGCAGGAUCCCUAUUUUCAGGAGGACCCCUUGCCAACAUUAGAUGUGUUUGCUGGCUGCCAGAUUCCAUACCCCAAACGAGAAUUCCUUAAUGAAGAUGAACCUGAAGAGAAAGGUGACAAGAACCAGCAGCAGCAGCAGAACCAGCAUCAGCAGCCCCCAGCGCCCCCCCAGCAGGCGGCAGCCCCCCCCCAGGCGCCGGCACCACAGCAGAACAGCACCCAGACCAACGGGACUGCGGGCGGGGCUGGCGCGGGGGCCGGGGGUGCAGGCGGCGGCCUGCAGCACAGCCAGGACUCGGGCCUCGGGCAGGUGCCCCCCAGCAAGAAGCCCCGCCUGGGGCCCUCGGGUGCCAACUCCGGCGGGCCCGUCAUGCCGUCAGAUUAUCAGCACUCCAGUUCUCGCCUGAAUUACCAAAGCAGCGUCCAGGGAUCCUCUCAGUCCCAGAGCACACUGGGCUACUCCUCCUCGUCCCAGCAGAGCACACAGUACCACCCGUCGCACCAGGGCCACCGCUACUGACCGCCACGGCCCAGGGCACAGACUCCAGCAAUAUGAUGUCCGCAUUGACAAGAACCAAAAAUGCAAGUGAUGAUGCCGUUUCAAACGCAUCCACGUCGGUAGGAAGGCUACUUACUGAGCAUUUUGUAGGACUGACUGAUGUCUCUUCUUUAUUGACUUAAAGAAGAUUUUUUUGUGAAGUUUCCCCAACACCCUUGCCCCGCAUGUGUUCCAUUGUGACUUUGAUACAUCGUCUGAUCUAAUCCCAGCACUUAACUUCUGUAACCUUCAGCAUUUUUUGGAAGGAUCUCCUGGUGCACCUUUCUCAUGCUGUAGCAAUCACUAUGAUUUAUCUUUUCAAAGCUCUUUUAAUAGGAUUUUAAUGUUUUAGAAACGACUCCAGUGGUGUAUAGUUUUAUACUUCAUGAACUGAUCUAGCAACACAGGUUUAAAAAAAAAUGCACCUUUUAAAGCACUACGUUGUUUUCACAGAAUAUGACUGUUUUGCUCAUGGAAGUCUUAAACAGAAACUGUUACUGUCCCAAAGUACUUUACUAUUACGUUUUUAUUUAUCUAGUUUCAGGGAAGGUCUAAAAAAAGACAAAUGGUGGGACAGAGGGAACCUACAACCAAAAACAGCCUAGAUCUUUACAGUUACUAUGCUUUAUGCUAUGAAGAACUGUAGUAUGUGGUAGUUUUUAUAUAAUCAAUCACUCAUAUGGAACGUAGUUCCCAGAAUCAGCUUAUCCUGAAUAGUAUUCAGUAAUGAAGAAUUCUAAUUUAACCUUCAUGUAGCGAAGUCUACCUUAAAAAGGGUUUCAAGAGCUUUGAUGAACUGCAGCCCUCUGGUGCCCCGCACCAGAAAGCAGAAGAGAAUAUUAACUGCACUAGGGUUUCUUUAAGGAGUAAGAUUGAUCAAAGGACGUGUUACUUACCUUUGAAGGAAAAGCUUUUAGUGUGUGUUGUACAUAAAAGUUGGCUUCUCUAAAGAACUGUUGGUUUCUUCACGUCUGGGUUAGCUUGAGUAACUUUUUUACAUAAUCAAGAGUACUCAAAUAGAAGCCUGCAAAUUAAUUUGCAAAUUAAUCUGCUUUUAAAAUAAAGAGCAGUGUUCACCAUUCAUAUUUGCAUUAGACAUAGAGUGACUAUUUUUAAAGCAUGUUAAAAAUUUAGGUUUUAUUCAUGUUUCAAGUAUGUAUUAUGUAUGCAUAAUUUUGCUGUUGUUACUGAAACUUAAUUCUAUCAAGAAUCUUUUCAUUGCACUGAAUGCUUUCUUUGCCCCUAGGAGAAAACUUAAUAAUUGUGCCUAAAAAACUAUGGGCAGAUAGUAUACACGACUAUACUAGAUAAAGUGCAUAUUUUGCAUUUCCACGAUCUAUGAAUUAGAGGCUGAGUUCUUUCUUAGCCUGUGAAAGGAGCCCCUCACUCCCCAGAGUCACAGGAAAUGUAAAGAUUUAGAGCUCCCAUUGUAAUGUAAGGGGCAAGAAAUUUGUGUUCUUCUGAAUGCUACUAGCAGCACCAGCCUUGUUUUAAAUGUUUUCUUGAGCUAGAAGAAAUAGCUGAUUGUUGUAUAUGCAAGUUAUAUGCAUUUUUUAAAAACUAUUCUUUGUGAACUUAUCUACCUGGUUAUGAUACUCUGGGUCCAUACACAAGUAAAAUAAGAUUUUAGACAGAAGCCAGUAUACAUUUUGCACUAUUAAUGUGAUACUGUAGCCAGCAAGGACCUUACUGAUCUCAGCAUAAUAAUGCUUAUUAAUAAUAAAAGCUAUAUAGUGACACUCAUUGACAUUGAAGAUGAAACAGUUGAACAUUCUCCAUUGGAAGGAAUUUUUGAUCGUCUCUAUGGUAAUUCACCCCUUCCGUUUUUGUUUUGUUUUGUUUUAAUGAGAAAGUAAUAGCCCUUUGCAUAACAUAGCUACCUGUAUAAAAUUCUGUCUUGUGCCCUGAAGCCUCACUGUCCAUAGUUAUUGGCCAUCAGAUGCUCACUGUACCCUCACCAUGUGCUCAAUGCCAUGCUGGGUGGAAGACUCAAAGGGCAAGACAUGCUCCCUGUCCUUAAGGAGCCUGUGAUCCAUUCCAUGGUGGGGUGAUAGGAGUGGCUUAUAAGACUCUGAAGGUCCUUUUGUUUACUUCUAAACUCAUUGGAUAGAGUUAUUAUUCCAAAUUCUGCUGUGUAAUAAACAGUGUUAUGGAGAGGUUUCUAUCUGCCUUCGAGAAAGCCAGCGAUUAAAUAUCACAACAGGCAUUAAUGCAGAUUUGAAAUGUUCACAGCAGCCUUUCAACAACAGUCAGGUGGCCCUUAUAGGCAGAAUAAACUCCUUAAGUGGUUGUGGGAAAUUAUAAUGAAAACAGAAUCUAUGUUGCUACCCUUCGGGGGCACUUAUAUUUAAUAAGAGAAAAGCCCACUUACAUGCAGAGACCAAAAUACCAUGCCCCUUAAUACUUUAAAAGCAACUUUGAUACACAAAUCUUGUGACAUGUGCUUAUAUAAUCAAUGGGCUACCCUGCUUUCCUUGCAGAUAGUUAAUUUUAUCGGCAGAACUGAUACGAAAACCAUGAGGGCAUUUCAUCAGUUUUUCCUAGUCCACAGUGUUCUCCAGGAUACGGCCAGAUAUCCCCAUUAUUCUGGUCACUAUGCUGGCACUGGCCCAUUUGUUCUUGUUCUUGCCUCGGAGUAGGUGAUCCCCAUUGGCGCCCAAUUACCCUUGAAAUAAUUAUGGUUCAUGAUUUCCUUUGGGACGGGGAACAAAGCCUUUAACAUUCUAAUGGACCCUAAACUGUGGGACCUGGAGGUAGAUCUGUGAAGCCUCUUGAGGUUAAAAUUUUAUCUUUGUGGUCCCCAAAUGACCUCAUUCCUCUCCAAAUACUCAUUACCAUCUUGUUCCCUGAGAAUACGGGAUGGGGAGGCACCCCUCAGCCCGUGAGAACCCAAACCAAAGGGAGGUUAUUGAAAGGAAGGAAGGAAUAAGGGUGAAGGUUUUCUGCCCUCCAUAUUACAAAUCAGUUUUCAAAUUAGCCUUCUGGUGAGGUACGCAUUUGGCGAAAGGGAUUCUAAGCGUUCCAGGAGCCGAGCUCAAGGGUAAGGUAGCCUGGUGGCAGGGCCGUUACUACGAGGCUGAAGCAAUCCUUGUGAUGAAAGUAGAUCGUGCAGUAACAUACAAAAACCAAGGACAUGUAUAUUUUUAUAUCUGUGUGGUUUUAAAACUUUAGUAUGUAGAACUUUGGCCUUCUGCACUACUCUUUUGCUCUUAGAAACACAAUUUACAUUGAAGAAUGGAAAGGGACGAUAUUUACCUACAUGUUCACUGCCUCACUCCUGGCGAAGCAACUGCUGAGUGUGUGCCCCUGAAAGGAUGCUGUUUUCUCGGCUCAAGGUAAAAGGCAAAAGCACCGGACAGUAAGAUUUGCAGCCUCAUCUGCUUUGGAUAAAACUAUGUGGCAGAAACUAUACGAUGAAGGAAGAAUUCUAUGAAAAUUGCGAAUCCUAAACUCUACGGUGAUACCUUUCUAGGGAAUGGAGAAAGGCAGUAAAAUAGCAGUUAGCCUACCAGAGGCUCGAAGGACUCAAGUAUAUGUAAUGUUUUACAUCAAACUUAGCAGUACGGGCCUCUGUCAUCUUCAAGAGUAGUCACAGAUAUUAUAAAGCAGAGUUCAUUGUUUAGGAUUUUUAAAAAAUGUGUUGUACCUAAGGCCAUACUUACUCUUCUAUGCUAUCACUGCAAAGGAGUGAUAUGUAUGUAUUAUAUGAAAAAAAAAAUCCUUAAUGCACUGUUAUCUCCUAAAUAUUUAGUAAAUUAAUACUAUUUAAUUUUUUUAAAGAUUUGUCUGUGUAGACACUAAAAGUAUUACACAAAAUCUGGACUGAAGAUGUCCUUUUUAACAACGAUUUAAAGUACUUUUUAUAUAUGUUAUGUAGUAUAUCCUUUCUAAACUGCCUAGUUUGUAAUCCCCAUAAUUCCUAUUUGUGAAGUGAACCUGUCUUUGUCCCUUUUUUCAGCCAUUUUCUGCACGCACCCCCUCUUUCUAUGAAUAUAGCGAUGACUGCUGCGUAUGCUUCCCACACCCUGCGGCGAGGUCCGGUGCCCGCUCAGAGCCAGCUGCCCCCCAAGCCAGGCCGCUCUGUGGGGUGCGGGGGAGCAGCCACUUUGGAGCUGAGUGUUUCCCGCUUUUGAGUUGUCCUGACAUCCUUCUUGAAAUGACUGUUAAAACUAAAAUAAUCUACACUGCAUUUAUUUUAUAUUCUUGGUUGUAAUAAAAUUUAAUUGACUUUG
This is a messenger RNA of Nyctereutes procyonoides (raccoon dog), 5866 nucleotides long. RefSeq names its product cyclin dependent kinase 19 (gene CDK19). The coding region runs from base 288 to 1616 and encodes 442 amino acids. Gene Ontology annotation, molecular function: ATP binding; cyclin-dependent protein serine/threonine kinase activity; RNA polymerase II CTD heptapeptide repeat kinase activity. The record is from RefSeq and is a predicted model, not a curated record. Gene Ontology annotation, biological process: protein phosphorylation. NCBI's taxonomy places the organism in Eukaryota, Metazoa, Chordata, Mammalia, Carnivora, Canidae. The transcript has 15 exons. Gene Ontology annotation, cellular component: mediator complex; cytosol; nucleus.